CUCAUAAAUAGUCAUAUAAAACCGAAAGCGAGGCUAAGCUAGGUUCCCAUAUGUAAACAACAUGGCGUGCUCCAGUGCAACUGCUACUACGACUGCUUUUACGAAGGAUUUAUCUCUUGUUCCCGAUGUUACAUUCGCAUUCGUUGAGAAUUUUAUUAAAUCUCAAUCAACUAGCUCCGGAAAGGAACAAAUGACUAAAGGUUUCAAGUACUACAGUGAGCAAUAUGUGCAGUCUGUGUCGGUUUAUGAAGAUAAUGAGGGUUGCCUUGUUAAAGGGAAAUGUUACAGAUCACAAAGGAAAAAUGAGUCUCCCCAUGAUAUAAAGGUCUUGAUCAAUCAGGAACAAGUAGAAUAUUCAUUCUGCACAUGUGCCAUUGGACAAAGUGGAUAUUGCGGCCAUGUAACAGCGCUACUCUACCAAAUAGCCUUUUAUAAACUGAUGAAAUAUAAGCUUAUUCCAACAGAUAUUGCAAGAACUUCAUUACCCCAAACGUGGCAUGUUCCAAGAGGUGAAAAACUACAGGGAGAAAAGGUUGACAAUAUUGUUGUGCAAGGGUACGACCGGAAUAACCCACAGAGAGCUACAAAAGGAAUUAAGUCAACCUUAUAUAAUCCUAUAUGUGGAGAGGAGGAAUUGGAUGUGAAUGGGUUUUUGGAUGAAAUCAAGGACCUAAACAUCAUGUUUAACACAUCAGUAGAAAAUUCAACAGAAAGGGUGCAGACAAAAUUUGGCAAUUUUCAAAAAGGAAGUGUACUCAGCUAUCAGCAGAAGUUAGCAACUGAUUAUGUUCUUAAUCUGAUGGAAGUUAAUGACUUUCCAAAUUUGCCAGUGAGGAAUGUAAUGAAGGAUAAUGUGUCAUAUGUACUGAGUGAAAAUCAAGUAAAAAAAUUUGAUUCCUUGAAAUUAACAGAGCUUGAGAGCAUUGAAAUGGAGGAAAGCACCCGGGAGCAGUCGAAUGAUCCGAAGUGGCAUAAACUGCGGCAUGCUAGAAUCACAGCUUCAUCAUCAGGGGAAAUUGCCAAGCGACGGGCAGAUGGCAGAAAACUAGCAGAGAGGUUACAAACAGCUAGACGUUUUCAGUCUGCUGCUAUGAAACGUGGCAUUGAGACUGAAGGUGUUGCUGCUCAAGCAUAUAGUGAGAAAAUGGAUAACAAUGUUAAUCUGUAUCCUUGCGGAGUGGUUGUUAGUCCUUUUUCUCAUUGGUUGGCUGCAACUCCAGACAGGAAAGUUUACUGUCCAUCAAGGGAUCCACCUUUUGGAUUGCUAGAAAUAAAGUGCCCGGACACUGACGACUUGUCAAAAGUGAAAUGUCUUCGAGAGGACAAUGGACAAUUAAAAUUAAAAACAAACGAUAACUACUAUUACCAAGUUCAAAUGCAAAUGGCUGUAACAGGAUUAGAGUGGUGUGAUUUUUAUGUAUGGUUGGAAAAUGUAUCUCACUUGGAAACAAUUUAUUUUAAUGAGCAGUUCUGGCAAUGUGCAAAAGACAAAUUGGAUUUAUUUUUUCUGACUUAUUAUUUGGAAUAAAAUUUGUAUUUCAGUUAUUUGCUAAAUAUGUGAUAUUGUUAGAUGAAAUAAGAACAAAAAAUGUGAAACAUAA
Ostrea edulis (European flat oyster) is the source of this 1601-nucleotide messenger RNA. RefSeq lists its product as uncharacterized. The coding region runs from base 62 to 1528 and encodes 488 amino acids. Gene Ontology annotation, molecular function: zinc ion binding. The record is from RefSeq and is a predicted model, not a curated record. The transcript is spliced from 5 exons. Lineage: Eukaryota; Metazoa; Mollusca; Bivalvia; Ostreida; Ostreidae.